AUGGCUAAGCAAAAUCAAAUCGCAAGCCACAGUUCAGCCCAUAUGCACGAUUCAGCUCUUCCUGGCUUGUACUCUAACAUCCUGUCUGAAUCUCUAACCCCUGGGACAUCUGCUAUUUUUCUAUUUUCUGUGCUGAUCAAGAAAGCGACUUUCAAGAACAGCAUCUGUUUCCCUCUCUGUACACUCAUUUCAACAAACAUGGAAAAGGAACAAUUCGUCAUGCAAAGUCUGAGAUCGUUAAGCGAUAGGGACAUACCGAAGCGUUUCGAUGGAGGAAAAACCAACGGCUGUGUCAAGUUCUUCGGCAACACCGCGGCUGGCCGAAUAGUUAGAGCAACCACUUCCUCGACGGUCAACGUGGUCAACUCUGUCUUGUACCUCUCACCAUGGGGCGGUCUGAACCCGAUCGUGAUAGCUAAUAUUCGCUGCCGCGACGCCCUGCUGUUUGGUAUGGGUCUUGCUCUUGGUGGUGUAGGUAUCGAAGCCACAGCCGACCUGAUUCCACUGGACGUGGUCGAGCGUGCAGCCGACUUUCUCUUGGGAGGCACCGCCGCGGGAACAGUCGGAAAACUGCUUGUUUUCCAAGUUGUGGAAGAAGCGCUCGACGAAGGAUUUGACAAAGGCAACGAAGUUGUGCGCAAGGGUGUGGGACCACGCGGUAAAUCCUUAGCACCCGUGGGGGGCUCCACGACGCUGAAGAAUCUAUUCGUCAAGAUCAAGACACCGUUUAUGGGCGAGAAAGCUGUGGUCGAGAUGCGCGGAGCGACAGAAUUGGGAUUACUGGGUUGUGAUGUGACGAAAGCUUGGUUUGUCCCUUACCUGGAGAGCACCGGCCGAACUUGUCUCUUGAAGAGAAGCAGCAGCUUCGGUAUCGCUCACAUGCUUGGACCCGCCAUUAGAGGUACAGGCGACUGGCACCUUGCCCUUAGUCUGUUGCAAGCUCUGCCUUCUUUAAUCAGGCUCUCAACAAUCGACUCUCCACUACCCGACAAAACACAUGGACACCUGCUGAUCGCGACAGUCGCGAUUGCACCUUAUCGUGGACUGUGGUCGCAAGCAAAAUGCCCCAACAGUGCAAAGCUGAUGCUCCGCCUACUCGACCAAGCAUCGGGACUUGUGGUGCCCGUUAAGGACACGACACCGAUUAUUUCCUGGAGUGGCAUUACAGUGAAGCAGAUGCGGUCGGCGCCGAGUGGUAGUCAAAGUGUGAAGGACCAGUGCCAGCUUUGGUCGGAAUUUAUCAAAGAACACGUAGAGGUGGAGAGAAUGCAAGGAGAUUGGGAAAAGAAGUUGGUGGCAAGCAUCAAGGCCAUCGCAGCUAGCUGGAGCUAUGACCAGGCUAAAGAUGGUGAAUGGUUGAACAACGUGGACCUGAAUCGAGCAGGAAUUGUAGCUUUUUACUAUUGA
Aureobasidium pullulans EXF-150 is the source of this 1407-nucleotide messenger RNA. RefSeq lists its product as uncharacterized. The coding region runs from base 1 to 1407 and encodes 468 amino acids. Lineage: Eukaryota; Fungi; Ascomycota; Dothideomycetes; Dothideales; Saccotheciaceae. The record is from RefSeq and is a predicted model, not a curated record. The transcript is spliced from 5 exons.